Molecule: messenger RNA, 1012 nt
Organism: Ilex paraguariensis (yerba mate)
Lineage: Eukaryota; Viridiplantae; Streptophyta; Magnoliopsida; Aquifoliales; Aquifoliaceae
Source: the annotation of a GenBank genome assembly
UCCAUUGACUUAAACUGUUUAUAAUAGAUUCAUCUCACCUUAUAUAUUUUCAUACUUUUGCAUUUGAAAAAUAAUGCAUUUAUCAUCUUCAACACCACCACCUCCUUCCUCCUUCUCCUUUCUUUCUCUCUCCUAUCACCGACUCUUCAUCCACAACACCAUGGACCAACCGGAGUUCCCCAACAGCCAGUCACCCCGACGAGAGCUUCAGCUCCAAGGUCCUCGGCCGGCGCCACUCAGAGUACGUAAAGACUCUCACAAGAUCAGAAAACCUCCUGUGGCACCAACACAGCAGCAUCAGCCACAAGCUCAGCUCCGGCCACCGGUGAUAAUUUACACAGUCUCUCCCAAGGUAAUUCACACGGACCCUAGUGAGUUCAUGACUCUGGUGCAACGUCUCACCGGCCCAUCUCCGGUCACUUCAUCGUCUUCUUUUUUUCAAGACACCGCCGGUGUAAUAUCGCCGGCGGCUCGUUUUGCUUCCAUGGAAAAAGCUAAACCCCGGGAAGGGACGAAACCAGAAAAUGGUGAUAUGGGUAUGGUUGAAGGAAUAGAGAUAAGCAGUGUGGUCGAGAGAACGGUGUCGUUUCCGGGUAUUUUGUCACCUAAUCCGGCGUCUCUUCCGACUAUCCCACCGAACUUUUUCUCUCCACCGUCUGAUCCAAAUCCUCUGAGCUUCUUUCAGGAUUUAAGCCCUAUAUUACGAGGUAAUAAGAAUUAUAUAGAGGGUAGUUUCAUGCCUAGUCCAUAUUUUCUUUCACCUUCUAUGACUUCCCCAAUACCAUCUUUUGAUAUUUUCAACAAUUUCUUAGAUUUUUAAGCCUUUAGAACUAGAUAGAGAGGGCAGGGGAGGGGGGUUUUGUCUGGUUUUGUGUUUAUUCAAUGGUGAGGAUGAUACAGAAGGGGACUAUAUUGGAAUUUCAGUAAUUUUCUUAGAUCGAUUUCUUCUAGGAAAUUUUUUUGUCUUUUUAAUUAAAAGGGUGGGCCACAUGAUGUGGGCUGUUUUGGCUGA